AUGGCUGCACUGACGCUCUCCAGAACCGACAACAUUCUCCAUAACUUCUUACAGGAUCGUACUCCGAGCUCCUCCCCGGAGAGUGGCCCCAAUCCGCUGUCAUUCCUGGCCACCACGUGCAGUCAGGCUUGGCAGGUGAGCGGCACCGUGGGCACAGACGGGGCUCCGUUCCCCUAUGAGGGCACAGUGGGGACCACAUCCAGUAUGUUUCAACUCUGGAGCAAUGAGGUAGCCCCCAACUCGAACCUGAGUGCCCAUCAUAUGGCCUUCAGCGUGCCCAAGAUGCAGUUUCCUGGCCAUGUCCAGAAUGGCCUGGGCCCUCACUCGCACCACCACCACCAUCAUCAUCAUCACCACCAUCACCACGAGCUGCCUCUUACCCCUCCAGCCGAACCUUCUGGUUCAUACUCAUUUGAUGUCUCACCGGUAAAAAUGCUGCCAUCACAGGCACAAGGAAACGCUCAGUACUAUGCACAGCACAAUGCUGUUGGUCAGAACUUUCCCAGCUUUCUGCAGAACAAUUCAACCCGAGCCCAUCUGCCUGGAGGGCACAUUGAAGAUAGCCAGCAGUGGUGGAGUCUCCCUCCGAGCAACACCAGCACCUCGAGUCACCCAUUUUCCUUGGGCAGGCAGCUGGUUUUAGGCCACCAGCCUCAGAUUGCUGCUCUGCUGCAAGGCACCUCGAAGAGCCUGCUGAGCUCCACACGCCGCUGCCGCCGGUGUAAGUGCCCGAACUGCCAAUCUGCAGGGAACACCGUCGGCAGCCUAGAGUUUGGCAAAAAAAGACUGCACAUCUGCCACAUCCCAGAGUGCGGCAAGGUGUACAAGAAGACAUCCCAUCUGAAAGCGCACUUGCGCUGGCAUGCCGGCGAGAGGCCAUUCAUUUGCAACUGGCUCUUCUGCGGUAAGAGCUUCACACGUUCGGACGAGCUACAGAGGCACCUGCGCACACACACCGGCGAGAAGCGUUUCGGCUGCACACAGUGUGGCAAGAGGUUCAUGCGCAGUGAUCACCUCUCCAAGCAUGUCAAGACCCACCAGAGCAGGAAGGGUCGAUCCAGCCAACCUUCUCAUGUUGACCCAGAGCUGAGCAACAUUAAGAGGGAGUGAGAGGAAUCCAAGAACUGAAGUGCACAGAUAAUCUUACAACUCUCACAGAGAUGGUCGCUUGAAUAAUCCUCGUGAGAGACAAAGCCAUAUUUAUAGGAGUUCACAGAGUUUCUGAACAUGAAGGUCUAUAAUGAAGGCCACGCUGCUAGUAAACAGGUGAUGGACAAACACUGUAAAAGGGAAAUGUUACUUGUUUUUACAUGGUUUUAGGCAUGCUUGAGAUCUCACUAAUGCUGGUCUCUCUUUGCACAAAGGUAAUUUGUCAGUCUGUUAAUUCACUAACAAUAAGUUAUACAAUCACAAUAUAAAAAUAUUUAUUAAAUCAAUCUGGUC
Messenger RNA from Clarias gariepinus (North African catfish), 1443 nucleotides. It is a transcript of the gene sp5l, whose product is annotated as Sp5 transcription factor-like. Gene Ontology annotation, biological process: regulation of transcription by RNA polymerase II. Gene Ontology annotation, molecular function: RNA polymerase II cis-regulatory region sequence-specific DNA binding; DNA-binding transcription factor activity, RNA polymerase II-specific. The coding region runs from base 1 to 1110 and encodes 369 amino acids. The record is from RefSeq and is a predicted model, not a curated record. Lineage: Eukaryota; Metazoa; Chordata; Actinopteri; Siluriformes; Clariidae. The transcript has 2 exons.